UCUUGUAUAUGUGAAAAUAAAAAUGACAGCAAAACUGAUAAUUAAUAAAAAAAGAUCCUGUUACGCACAAGAAACAUAUCGAGUAUUUGUAAUGAGUUUCUUGAAGAUAACGUCUGGAAAAAAGAUGAUUUUUAUUUAGGCAAAAUAUGAUCAAGACAAACCGGUACCGGUGACCAUUACUGGUAUUGCAUUUUUGAUGCCAGCUACACACCUGUUCCCGACUAUACGCAAUGAGACGCAAAAUGUUUUUUUUCCAGGAUGAAAGCAAAAAUACCUAUCUUUUUCUGCGUUCUUGGUAAUUCUGGCCAAUGCAUUCUCCUUAGCUCACCUACGAUAUCCGUACUUCACCUGGAGACAUAAGUCUUUCUUUUUUAUGAUCAGAGAAGGUUUUUUGCUAUGCACUUUUUUGUUUUUUAUUGUCGAGAAAACGAGUAGUCAACACAGGUGUAUAGCGGUGUUUAUGUUAAGCAGUGUAGGUUCACGUGUUAUUGUUGCAUUACAGCUUACUCAACUACUAUACUCUCUAGUUAUUUCUUAUUAUGAUCAGUAUUGCGAUUCAUGACUAAGAUGCCCAUAUCUAUCGGAUAAGCAAGAAAACACAAAUGAAAAUAGCCUAGUAAAAUCAAGGAUUUUAUUCAACUUUUUAUAUAGUCUCUAACUCAAGGUCUCUCUCUCUAUGCUCCAAUGGAAAUAAUCCGAACUAUAUUUCUCUCUCUUUGUGCUCCAAUGCAAAUAAUCCGAAUAAUCCGAAAUUUUCUCAGAAUUUCGAAAUCUUUCUUAUUUACAUAAAGCUUUUGCUUCUAAUAACUGUUUCAGAGCCGAAAAAUCUGACCGGAAUCAGCUCUGAAAUUUCGGAAAACUCAGUCCUGAUUUCGUAACCAGAUUCACAACUGAAUGAAAGCUUCUCAUAAAUUUCAUCUCUCAAUCAGAACAUACAUUUUAAUGACAUCUGAUUCAGUCCUAAUAAAACUGUAUAGCCGAUUCAGCUUUUAGGACGAAAGGAAUGUAUAUUUUUUAUCAAACUGAAUAUCUGAAAAAGGUCGUCUUUCUUGAGCAAACAGAUAUAAAAAAGCAACGCUAAAUAUCUGAUGACACAUUAUGUAGAAAGAAACCCGCAACGUAUCAGAAACUAAAAAAAGACAAUGAACGCUAUUGCUUAAAAUCUUCCAACCAUCUAGGAGUUUGGAUUUGCUGAUGCAAAUCUGAUUGCUAAUUUAUUUUCAAACUUUACACAAUAGGUUUUACCAUGUAUUUUUUUGUGGAAAAAGACACAAAAUUUCGUCAGAUUUUUCAAUAAGAAUGAAAAAAGAAUAAAUUUGACGAAAUUUUGUCUUUUUGCACAAAAAAAUACAUGGUAAAACUUAUUGUAAACACAUCGAAUUGUGCAUUAUUAUAUAUAUCCAGUGCAGCAGUAUCGUAUAUGUUCAAACAAAUUAAUUCAAGUUGCCUUUUCGAUUUGAAUAAACGAGAAAUGUUUAUGAAAUUCAUUUAAUUUGAACAGAAAAAACAAAUAAAGAUAGAAAAAUGUGAAAAAAAUAUUUUUUUCUUUUUCUUUUUCUUUCAUACCAUAUAAAAAGCAUAUAAACUGAAUUAACACAAUCAAAAAUUUGUUAUGGUUCGUCACUAGUUUUGAAAAUAUAUUUCUGACUUUUUUUUUAAAUGUUUUUUCUUGUUUAUUUGUUGCUCUUCUUAAAUGAUAAGCUUGUCAGAUUUAAUAUGUUAAAUAAGACUUUUGAUUCAAUGAUGAUCGCAGCAUUGAUAUUAAAGAAUUAGUUUUAGAUUUGAACAGACAUGCAGAGUUACAGUUUACCUCGGAAUAUCAGUCAAAAGAGGGUGAGGGUGAUCCCAACAGAAACUUCAUUAAUCAAAGCUGUAAGAUUGGAUACGCCAUCUAUCGAAAAAAAGCUUUAUAGUUUUUUGAUGGUUUUUUUGUUUUAAACUUCUUUUAUAUUACUGAAUUGUAGUUGAUAGUUUGGUCUUUAAUAAUAUACCUUUAGUUUUAGCCUAUCAGUUAGGUUUCUGCAUAACUCAUCACGAUUUUUUCUGUAUACUGACCUACGACCUCUUUUUUCUCAGUGUCAAAUUGGAUUGAAUAAUAUAAAAUUUUGCCAAACGAAGCAGUAGUGGAAACGUAACUAAAUAGCUAAGAAAAUUUUGUGGUGGCAUGCUUCAUUUAUAGACAGAAAACAAAACAUUUUUAAAAAAACGUGAUUUCAAACUCGUUGUAUACUGACCUUUUUAAACUUAUUUUGUCAUUAUCUCCAUGACAGUUGAGCUGUUUGACUCAAAACUUAUUAUAUAAGUAGACACCCGAAGUGUGAGCUGCUGAAGAAAAAAUCAGCUCAACAUAUUGUGUUGUUACAGAGGGAAAUUGAAAUAACUGAAAAAUGUAUACUGACUUGAAUAAUCCAUAUAUUUGAGUCAGAGCUUCAGAAAAGUUGGGCUUAUUAGAUAUCAAUCGAUUCCACUGAUCACUUUUGAUCGAUGAUAACCUUCUUUCCUUAUGUGUCGGCUUUUGCGCUGAAGUAAGAUAAGUGCAAUAGAACUUCAGAUAGUUCUUAUAUAUAGUAGAUCAUUUUUUUUCUAACUAUGUCAAACUUACGAAUAAAUCCUCUUGGUUGUUGUUCAUUUUUACUUAUAUUUGUCUGUACAACUGUGAGCAGUAGAUUUAUGUCAGCAAAUUUCACUUGAUUCUAUUGAGUAGAACUCUAUAAAGUCAUGUUUUCGGAUCGGAAAAUCUUCUUUUGCGAUAGAAAAAGGGACAGGAAAUUGAUGGAUUGGUUCAAUUGAAAAAGAUUUCCAUGUGGGAUGAGUAUUGAGAAAAAUUCUUCUAUGAUAGUAUUAAUCAUUUACUGUUGAAUACAUUCGUGUGCCAUUUUCGAUCUUUACUGUUAAUAUAAUUUUUUGAAAUGUUUUUAAAAACUUUCGUUCAAUAUCGUAGAAAUUUUUUUGUUUUUUUUAUAGACAUUAUUAAUUCUGAAAUAAGUGGUGUAUAUUCAACAUGUGAUAAUAUUGUUGUUCAUGAACGUCAUCAUCAUCAACUAAAUUCAGUUAUACAAAAUAUUAUAUUUAUUGACACAAAUAUAGUAAUUCAUCAUUUAAAUAAUCAAGUAUUAAAUCGUUUAAGAACAGAUGAAAGUUAUAUUUUUUAUGUUUGUAGAACAACAUUUAAUGAACUUGUUAAUCAAGGGAGAUGUCUUAAUUUAUAUGAUGAAGGUAUAAAUAUAUUAAAAACUCCAGGAUUAUCAUAUGAUAGAAAACGUAUGAUCUAUGAAGAUUAUUAUAAAAAUGUAUUAGAAAAUCGGAUACCAACGAAAAAUGGAGAAUUAUAUGAAGAUUAUAAUCUGUAUUAUGAACAAUAUAAAUCAUCAUUUCAUAGUGAUAACAAUGAUUUCUAUACAUAUAUCUCGAAUGUGCAUUAG
Messenger RNA from Didymodactylos carnosus, 3422 nucleotides. NCBI's taxonomy places the organism in Eukaryota, Metazoa, Rotifera, Eurotatoria, Philodinida, Philodinidae. The record is from the annotation of a GenBank genome assembly.